CAAGAUCCUGCAAGCAAACAAAAGAAGGGAAAAAAAAAUAGAGUGUGUCGCCUUAGCCUUACAGCAGCACGGCAUUAGCAUCAGCUUCAGCAUUUUAUCUGCUUUUAGUCCUUUGUUUCUUUAUAUUCCCUUUUUUUUGUGUGUGUAUUUUCGCAUUGAUAUGCUGCAUCUACUUUUUUAGAACCUUCCUUCAUUCUUCGUUUCUACUUUUACGGACGCUCCACUUGAAUCAGCCCUCCCAGAUUACAUGUGCUAUGCAUACGCUUUGACGGCCCGUGUCUGACGCCAGUUCCCUUUUCUGUCACGGCCAGGCCAGGAUCUGGUCGCGUUAACAGGGCAAUUGUCUCCUAUUCAACAAACAAAGAAAACCAGGAUUUGUUUUCCCAGCCUCUGGUCCAUCAUCUUUGACGGAUUGGAGCUUCCAUUGGUUUUUGAUACAGAAAUACAGAUUCGCCUGUCCAAGCCAUGUAUCUCCCGCGCUCCCUGAUAUCGAAGCUCUACUCGCAUCUGCAAAACACUCGCCAUCCUCUCUCUCCACCAGUAUUGAUUCUCGUCGCCCUUGAGCCGGACGCUCUUUGCGCAUGCCGAAUACUCACCCGUCUUCUCAAACAUGACUAUAUUCCACACAAGAUCCAGCCUGUCGCGGGAUACAAUGACCUGGAAAAGGCUGGCAGGGAACUUGUUGUCCCGAUGAUGGAGUCACAAGGUGGUAGUGGGGGGGUUGUCGUUUGCUUGGGCGUUGGAGGCAUGGUUGACCUUGGACCGCUGCUAGGCCUGGAACCUGAAGGCGAAGAAUCUCCCUACAGCGGCGUCGAGGUCUGGGUUCUCGAUGCUCAUCGACCUUGGAAUCUGGCCAACGUUUUUGGCGGCUUCCCACUCGAGCCUGUCAACCAAGUAUCAAGCUCAUACAAGUCGAGGAGUCCAAUUGGAGUCUCAGGAGGAGCGAUCGAUCGGGCAUACAACUCGGGCCGGGGCGGAAUCGUGGUGUUUGAUGAUGGCGACAUCGAAGGCGACCUCAUGACGGAACGCGAUGCAUAUCUUGCGCUCCUAGAUAUGCCAGACAUUGAGGGACAGGACAACGAUGACGACGAUAACUCCAGCGAGGAUGACGAUGAGGAGGAUGACGGUGAUUCUGGCCACGAGUCUGCUCAAACGGGGCAAAAGAGGAAGAGCCUAAAUGAAGAUGACUCCAGCGACGACGAGGAUUCGCGGCCUCGCCAGCGGCGAAGAAGCAAUUCCUCGAGUUCGAUAGUCGGUUCUCCUACCCGACCGGAGCCAAGGGGCUUGCUAUCCAUCCGAAAUCCUGGUUCCAUACUGUCAAGCGAUCCCAUCGAACCUCCGUCAGGUGCCCAGCCAUUGCCGGCCGCUUCCGCUCGAACACUGAGAAAACGCCUUCUACGAAUGCGACGUGAAAAUGAGACCGUUCUACACCAAUACUACAAGAUGGGUUCGUCUUUUGCCGAGCCCAUCUCAUCGAUGAUGUACUCUUUAGCCUCCGAAUUAGGUCGCGAUGACAAUGACCUCCUUUGGUUGGCAAUAGUGGGCGUUACAUCUAUGGAGUUGUAUGGAAGGUCGUCAGCAGGCGUUGCUGCACCUAUCCGGUCUGGAGGUUCUGGGAAGCCAUCAGGGUGGUUUGGUGUCCGAGGUGCUCGUCUACGGCAACUCUUGCGAGAUGAAGUCAGGAGAUUGAACCCACCAGAAGUAGCAAACGGGAAAGUUGUCCCUGAAAACAACGGCAUUAUACCGACUACGGCGAGAAAUCCUGAAGAUACGGGGAUUCGUCUCUCGCCCGAGCCAAAGUUUCUCCUAAUUCGACAUUGGAGCCUCUACGAUAGCAUGCUACACUCGCCAUAUCUAUUCUCUAGGCUGAAAACUUGGAGCGAAUCGGGUAUCAAACGACUCCACAAGCUUCUCGCCAAAAUGGGAGUCAGCCUGGCGCAAUGCAAGCAGAGUUACACGCACAUGGACAUGGUGCUGAAGCGCGAGCUCAGAGCGAAGCUUUUAAAAUACGGAUCCCUUUACAACCUCGACGAGAUGGUUCCUUCUGUCGACACUGACGGCAAAGAUCGAGCGGGAGCCAAGGAUGGGUGGGGUUUUGUCCGAAGUUGGGGCUGGCGUGCAACUCUCAGUGCCCAGGACGUUGGUGUCGUGAUUGGUGCGCUAUUGGAAGUAGGCAAACAUGUCCAGGCUCUAGAAGCGACAAAUCCAGGGCCAAGCCAGGUAACUCGGGAGAUGGAGGACGAGUCAGAACUAGCUGCCCAGGGCGAGGAAUGGAUUAGCCGCUUCUGGGAAGCUUAUGACGCGUUGGAAGAUAUUGACGCGCUGAAAGCUGGAUUACCAACCGCACAAUUCCUACACCGUGCAAUCUACCGAACAGGAACAUCUCUAAUCAACAAGAAGCAAAUCAAGCAUCUUCGGGCGUUCCGUAUGUGCGUUGUCAAGGAUGGCCCGGACGUGGCUCUCUUUACCCACCCAGCGGCGUUGACAAAACUCGCCCUCUGGAUUGGAGAGGCGUUGGCCGAACAAGAAAAAGAAUCACAAGGAAAACUAUCUCACGGAGGUCGUGGAACACCCUUGGUGGUGGCAAGCUUAAACGAGAAGCGAGGUGUCUACAUUGUCGUUGGCACAGGCGGCGGUGGUGGUCCGGAUACCGUGUUUAUGAAUAGAGCAACCAAGCAGGAGAGGCAGGCAAACAAGGACGCCAAGGCAAAAAAGAAAGAGGAGGCACGAAAAGCGAAAGAAAAGAUCAAAGAAGAAAAGCGCGCGGCCCGAAGGGCUGCCGAUCAGGGCAACGAUGAUAACGGUGACGAUGACGACGAGCUGGAGACGGAGUCCGAGGGGUCAGAAUCCUCGGAAUCGGAAGACGACUCGGAUGAUGAGGAUGCGGAGAAUGACCGGGGCUACGGCCUGAACAAGUUUGGAAACGCUUUCCAGGAGGUCGUCUCUGAGACGAGUGCGCGUGUGCGAAUCGACAGCUUUGAGCACUCUGUUGUGGAAGUCAAGAAGGAAGACUUGGGGGGCUUUCUUGAGAGUCUGAGUAUGAAGGCUGUAGUGGGUUGAUUUUGGGAGUUUCAAUUACCACCGGUCCGGUCUAUAAAACACGACAUGAAUAACGACUAUGGUCCUUUUUCCCUCCUCUCUACCUGAUCAAACAGCCGAAAAUUAGCCAGGAGGGAGGAACAUGUAGGUGAAUUUUGUUUAUACUGUGAAAAUUUCUUUAUCUUACUAUAUUUUAUUGCAUUUUUUUUUUCUCUUUCCCUUUUGGUGUUAUCGGAGAGCGGGAAAGGAUAUUGAACGGACAUGAGCUUGAAUGGAUGAAUGGCUGGCUGGGAUGGCAUAGUGGGAGUUUAUGAAAUGGCGGCUGUCGGAGUGAGAAAUAUGGAGAUUGAAGACAUUUCUUCUUUUGACACGAAUGACCUUGCCCCUGUGAUUUGCAUAUAUUGAUUUAUCUCCUUGUAUUAAUUCAUUUGUUGGCCCUGAUCCUUUUCUUUUGUUGGUUCAUACCUC
Molecule: messenger RNA, 3507 nt
Organism: Trichoderma asperellum CBS 433.97
Lineage: Eukaryota; Fungi; Ascomycota; Sordariomycetes; Hypocreales; Hypocreaceae
Biological process (GO): DNA replication initiation; double-strand break repair via break-induced replication; mitotic DNA replication preinitiation complex assembly
Cellular component (GO): DNA replication preinitiation complex
Molecular function (GO): chromatin binding; single-stranded DNA binding; DNA replication origin binding
Source: RefSeq, a predicted model, not a curated record